AUAAGAAUAAACCAACCAUGACGAGAAAGCCAAGCGGGCAGCAGACUGGCACAGCAGCUCAGGACCUCACCCACUGUGUACAGAAACCAAGCUGGAGCCUGAAACAAGAUCCAGGCUCCAGCAAAAUGGACUAUUUCCAAGUAUUUCAAAAGCUUCAAACAGCUGUGGUAAGGAAGAAAACUCUCACAGUCUGUGACAAGACAGACAGAGACAGACACGAAAGCAAGUUCUCUUGUGAAACAGAAAAGGAAUUGAGUCUUUGACAGAGCCCAGAGGGCACGGAUGGUCCCGGCUCGGCACGCUCAGCAGUCUCCCUCGGCUAAACCAUGUUUGCAGAAAAUCUUCCUUCAAGGUCUUUGACAGGACUUACCCACCCAGAAGACUCCCAAGAAGCUAACACAGUUGUGAGUCAUGUUUCGGGGGUUCAGGAAAAUGCGGGCUGUGUCCCAGUGGAGAACAGCAACAGCUUCCCUUCCUCCAGUGACUUGCCAGCAAAUCCAGCUUCGCUGCAGAACCACCUGGCGAAUCUAAAGACGAUGAUGUCCAGGCAGAAGGCAGAGUACGAAUCUAAAAUUGCAAGCCUGGAGCAGAGGAACAGAGCGCUGCAGUUUGAGAUUAAGGAUAUGCACUCAAAACUGGGACAGCAGCAAAAGGAGAGUGGAAGCAGAUUAAGCGCAGAUACAAGUGAAUCAGAAAAUGCCAUCUUACCCCACAAGGUUCAUGGAAUGAAGCAGCUCUGUCCCGUUCACUGCACGAAGGUCACUGUGGCAGUCCUGACGACCGUUGCUCAUCGUGCUGACUAACCAGUUCUGCGCAUUGUCUAGUCUCCAAAAGUCCAUCACUGAACCAUAACUGGUUUCUUUGUCUUCCUACCUUCACAGGGCGCAGUUCUUGAAUAUGACCUCUAUACACUUACUCAAGUUCUUUUCCUUGCAUCUUCCUUCUACACUGCCCUUCACUUUGCAUCUUUUGGGACUUCAUUACUAUGAAAAACACCCUGCUUCUCCUGAAGUUUCACUUUUCUCAAAAAUUACGUGCAUCUUCUUCUCAACUCUUUCUCUUCUUACCUUUCUGACCCUGCCCUGCCAAUAUCAAGAGUUUCCAAUAAAUAUAAAGG
Molecule: messenger RNA, 1117 nt
Organism: Rhea pennata
Lineage: Eukaryota; Metazoa; Chordata; Aves; Rheiformes; Rheidae
Product: rho GTPase-activating protein 24-like
Exons: 3
Coding region: 327-803 (158 amino acids)
Source: RefSeq, a predicted model, not a curated record